GCCAUCGCUGACAGUUGACACUUCUUGGUUGUUUUGUUUUAAAUUUUACCGGACUUUCAUACGAAACUUUGCUUAAAAAAUAAUUAUAUAGUUAAAAUAAUUCAUUUAAAAUGAUUAAAACUACACCGUGGACUGGUGGUAUUGAGGAGGAGUAUGAAACGCAACAUUUUGGUUUCGGAGCCCAAAGGCUUAAAAUAUCUGUACGCCAAAUGGUUGAACAAAAAAUUCAAACUGGUGUUAAAGAUAUGGAAUCAUAUCUUCAAGAAUCAUUGGAUUUGAAUGACAAAGAUAAAAUGACACUAACCCAUUCAUGUGAUAAACUUAUUCGCUUGUACUGUGAGAGGGCUGGACCAUCUCUGGAUAUAAUCGAUGAGGAAAUUGAAAGGAUAGUUAAAAUACCUCAUAAUGUAUUGCUACCUGAAGAUGAAGUACAAUUAGAGGAGAUAUCUGAUGAAGACUAUGAAAAGUUACGUGAAGAGGUCGUUUCUUUAAGGAGGAGAGUCGAAAGAGGCGCUUUAAUGGAAGCAUUAUUGACUGCUGAAGAAGAGGAACUGUCAUCAGUUGAAAAGGUAUGCGAAAUAGCUAAAAAGGACAUGGAAGUAUUAGAUUUGUUGCAAAAAAAUUUAGAAAGCAGUGACAGUGUGAAAUCUAUUCAAAGUGAAGUUCAGUUUGUUUGUGCUAGUGUACCUUUUAUAAAUAAAAAUGAACAGCUUGAUAUAUUUGAUGAAUAGCAUCAUAUAACAACACACUAUUAUAAUAAGUAAAAAAACAGCAUUACAUAUAACUCACUACUUAACAUG
Molecule: messenger RNA, 800 nt
Organism: Vanessa tameamea
Lineage: Eukaryota; Metazoa; Arthropoda; Insecta; Lepidoptera; Nymphalidae
Product: protein MIS12 homolog
Exons: 1
Coding region: 111-731 (206 amino acids)
Biological process (GO): mitotic cell cycle
Cellular component (GO): chromosome, centromeric region; nucleus
Source: RefSeq, a predicted model, not a curated record